Molecule: messenger RNA, 7535 nt
Organism: Westerdykella ornata
Lineage: Eukaryota; Fungi; Ascomycota; Dothideomycetes; Pleosporales; Sporormiaceae
Exons: 6
Coding region: 190-7479 (2429 amino acids)
Source: RefSeq, a predicted model, not a curated record
GUUCAGCCGCACCACCCUGCAGCUAAUGCAAUUCCAGACCACAUCGCAGUGCGUUUUCAUUCGUAGCGCAUGUAGCUGUCAAACUUGCCCUCGUAGCCAUUAUCCUAGUUAUAGCGGUCGGUUCCCAAGAUAUAAGCGUUUCGCUUUUAGCUUACUGCUGCCCCUGUGAGCCUUGACCGUCCUGAUACAAUGCCGAGAUUCGAUGUACACAGUUACCACCUCAAUGUCGGGGCUGGAGAUUCCGCGAUUCAUCUGCUCGUGGAGACAACAUCCUCAGCCGCGGGCGAUGUUUGGACUGUAAACAGAGCAGUUCUUGUAGAUGGCGGCCGUGGCAUUGGAUUUCCCGCCCUCGUCUCGGCCAUUGACCAACUUCCAACUUGGUACACCAUCACAACCACGUUUGGUGGGCACCCCCAACUUCAAUUUGACUCUAUCGUGGUCACACACUGGGACGACGAUCACUACACUGGCAUUGAAAGGCUGCUGUCGUCUGAUCUCCAAGAUCAAUGGAAGGCUGCUGGAAGCACGACAAGUCCAAAAGAUUUGAGGAGCAGGUAUAUGAAGUACGACAUGUCCGCGACCCCACCAGAACCACAGACCUUCUUUUACGCCCCUUACUGGGAAGCGGGUGAUACGAAUGACAAGAAGGGUAAACCCCGCCCACCUGGGCAUAUUAGUUCGUGGAGAAAAAAAGUCGACGGGACUGCAGAGUUCUUAGAUGUCUGUGUGGGGAAAGUCAAAGCUGAUGGGGACUGGGUGCACAAGGUUGCCAUCUUGUGCACGGAAACCGGAUAUGAGAAAAGUGAUCCAAAAGUUGGAAUGAUUGGCCGGGAUCUAUUCACGAAUAGUCCUCGCGUCAAGGCGGACCUCACCAAGAUCGGUGCACCUGCUGAAUUACUCUCUGCCACUACCACUGCACCUGGACUGUUCUGCAUUGGUGCCGACUCCAUUGUCAUCGGCCACGGCAAUGUUCUGGAAGCUCCGGGCACUCCCGACAUGCCAAUAGUAAUCGAGGGAGGAGAAAACACUCCAGUGAACCGGGCGUCCAUUAUCUGCGUUAUUCUGGCUCCCAACGGCACGGUUUUGCAUUACUUUGGUGGUGAUGUUGCCUUCGAGAGUGAAAAACUUCUUGUGGGCUGGUUCCACAAAUCUACCACACCUCCCUCCCUGCCUCCACGCAUCUUGGCUCUGAAGCUGGGUCAUCAUGGCGCAGCAACGUCUACGCCAACAGCAAUGCUCAAAGAACUAAGACCAACUACGGUGGUCGCAUCCUGCGGUUCAGAGUAUGGGCACCCAAGGUAUGAGGUGCUCAUGUAUCUACAAGCUCUCUUCAACUGGAAAGAGGGCAGGGUGCUGUCAACAACCUACCCGUACUGGUUCGUGUUAGUAAGCAGAUUUAGCAUCAAGGCCAUCAAUGGGGGCGACGGGCCAGGUGGAGCCUUUAAGACGUGGAGACAGGAACUUAGAGACAUGGCGGCAACGGGAUAUCCGCCCUUCAAUGAUGCGACCUUUGCCAGUAUAAAUGGGCUUGACUUUGACAAGGCUCCAUGGGACACCCUCAUGUCCGCAAUGUCUGACGCAGCCAUCAAAUCAAAGGUCAUGGAAGCCUGUGAACGCUGGUGGCCGACUAGGUCCGAUACUGACAACACACACACGGCCUUCAGCUGUAGUACUCAUAUCCAAUCGAAGAAAGCGGGCUCAUGCACUUUUGUCGCGAAGGGCGAUGAGCUCCUUUCGUGGCUCCUCCAAUUCGAACAGGACCCAGCAACUGGCGAAUACCACCAUCUGGAGUGUCUCCCAUGGUUAUACGGCGCCGAUACGUUGAUAAGACUGAACUACAUCCCUACCGACAUAACGGAGGAGAGGAAAGCAUUACCACCGCGUACGCACUUCCCAACGGCGGAUGUAGGGCCGGCAGGAAACACACGGGAAAUGCUCAAAAUCCGGCGUGGUGCGACGGCCCCCGUUGCAGCAACUGCGGCGGCUGAUCCCAAAGCUCUCGCCGUCAAACGAAGACGGGACAGCUUUUCUUUGUCGAGAAGGCCAGGAGAAAUCGCAGCUUCCCUCAAUCCGGUAGAACCCUCACGAGUGGCAGAAUUCGUUCCAAAGGAUAUCCCUCCGAGCGUCACGCCUUCUUGCUUCGCCUCUUCUGUCUGGCAAGACUUUGUGCAGUUUCUGGACCCAGUCCAGCGCGACUCGAACUUUGUCUUGUUGGCACCCGCCGAUGCGAAAAGCAACCUUGACACUUUCGUCUCGUGGCUGAGCAACAACACGGUCGAGCUCGCGGCAGACAGUAUAAAAGCAAGUCAACCGCAACCCAAACACUCAUCUCAAGAUGCUGUCUCCGUGUCGCUGGCUGCUCAUGAUCCAUGGUACCUUUGGAUGCGCUUAUUUCAAAACAUUCCCGCGAGCCAAUUCUCAUUCUCAGCCCUGUUGAAUGCCAAUCCGUGGCAAUUGAGCGGCUUUACCUAUGUCAUGGACGCCCAGACAUCCCUUUCCGACACAUUUUCGUUAUGCUUCUCAACCCAAUACGCAGCUGACCAACUUCGUCCGGAGUCAUCCUUGUACACUGACGGGUCUGUCCAAGACGCUGGGAUGGUAGUACUUGGUUUGCAGCCCGGUAGCAACUUCCCACCAACACUUUCUCUUGCGGAUGUCGCUACUCUUGUACAAUUUCGAUCGGGAAAAUCUGCCGCAUUGCCGUCAGAUUUGAGAUCCGACUGGAGCUUGCCGUUGUAUGGCUUGGCGGGUACGAUCGGACUAACUGUGGAUGAGGGGCCUGAUCAACAAGGCCAAGGACCACGAAACUGCAUUUGGUUCUCCUCCGCAGACUCAUACUUGACGACGCUCCGUCUUCAGUUCAAAAUUGACGAGGGUCCAGUUCAGAGCUGGCUGCAGACCCAUUUUCUGAGUGGCAUAAUCGCCUUCACAGGCAGCCCUUUGGUUAUUGCUCGCAAGAUUGCCAGACCACGACUCGAUAGUGCUGACUUCAUGGAUGGAUCGGCAUUCAUGGGGAUGCAGUUGAAUGCUGCGAUUAUGAUUCAACUUCCCCUGCGGCUCGAGACGUUUGACUUUGAACUCUUCUUCAACUUCGGCCUCCACUCAGCCGAGUUGAUAUUUGUGAAUACCCAGCAGGCUGCCCCCAACGGCUCUGUGGAUGCGAUGCUCGGCGCCUUUGAGAAGGCAAUUCACGUUCAGGGCAGCAGUUCUCUUCGUCUUCCCAACAUCACUGCCCACCUCCCUGAUUGGGCAGACUCGAAAGAUCUCGUUCUCCGCCAGGUCAAUGUAGUCGUCUCCAAUGAUGACAGUCAACCUCGCGUUCUCUCAGUGGCCGUUGAGUUUGAAUUCCCCAUUUCCAUGGGAAAAGCGCAGCGAUUAUUCCAUUUGAGAUUCUCCUGGCCGAGUGAAACCUUCACGGCCUCUCUGUGGGUCCCGCCUGCGCCGGUUCUGAUAGACGACUUGGAAUGGACCUCGGACUUGAUUGACCUACGCUGCCUCCCAGAGUAUGAAUCAUACAUGUACGGUGAAUGUAUGAAUGCAAAUUUGAAGGUGGCGAGUGUCGAGAUAACGGAUCUGAUUCCCGGAGGUUCAGUAAAGAUUGAUCACCCACCUGAGGGCAUUGACCUUGAAGUCAAACAGCUCACUUUAUCAAUCACUCUGGAACCAGAUGUGUCGGUGGAGUUUGUAGCCGCCAUAGGUUCGUCGGAUCAAACUUCAGGGGCGGUUCCACCAAUCCUCAUUGACACUGUUGACCUAUUGGCGACAUAUACUCGCCGUGCUGAUAAGACCACGUCUCUCUCUCUGACCCUUAUCGUGGCUUUGGACAUCAUUCCAGAUGAUGUGGAAAAAGAUGGUGAUGUAGGCGCCAGAUUGCUUGGCCAAUUCGACUACGACAGUGAGAAGAGCGCCGCAUUGAAGAGCUCCGCGAAUACCUCGGCGUGGAGCUUCUCUGGCACGCUUCGAACUCUCAAGUUCAGCUGGCUUCGAGAUUUUAUGGAUCCUCUCGCGAAGGACUUCCUGGUGGAAUUGUUGGCUGAGGUGGACGUCCAAUACCUAAACGUGGCCUACGACUAUGAGGCCAGCGGCACGAAAAGCGCUGUUGCAAAGUCUUUCACAUUCGAGGGCAUCAUCCAGAUCUCGGAGCUGACAUUCGGACUCUCCUACGUUUAUGACAAUUCCGGUUGGGAGUUCCGAGCCGCACUAGGUGGCUCCAAUGGCACUACCUACUUGAAGGAUGUGCUGCUCAAGUUCUGUCCCUCCGAAAUUGUCAAUCUAAUUCCAGAAUUCUGUAACAUCGUUUUGGGCGACGUGAAAGCACCGAGCGAUCUGCCGGGUCCCCUCCAGCCUCGGGGAUCACGAGCCGGCCUGGACGAGGUUCUAAUCUCUCAUAAGGCAACGCUGCCCCAUCCUUAUGUGCUCUUUGUACUCAAUCUGACCCUGAGCAAUGGCCAUAACCUUACAUUUCUGCAAAUCCGCUAUGACAAGGUUAAAGACCAGCCGUCGGCGCCAUCACCGAAACGAAUAAUCUCAUAUACAUCGAAAAUAUUCCCAGACAUGGAUGGCCCGGUUCCAACGGUGAACUCCUUACCGCAGCCAUUUGAUGAAAUGAAUUUCGUUUGGGUGCAUGACGAUUCUGGCGAAGGUAUCCUGCGGUCAGACCUAGCAAUCAUCAACACUGAAGACGUCCUUCCAGAGUCGCUGUGGAUCCCAUACAAGGAUACAAUUGCUCCUGUCUCUGCCCAACAAGGCACUGAUGUCCUCCUCUCCGUUGGCUGCCACUUUAUUGUCAGCUCAUCCUCUACGGCAAUCUUGGAUUACAAUUUUGGAGCCCCAGCGCCGAAGAGUCCGACGGCCUUGGCUAGGAGAAAGGCAACCCGUGAUCCGGCUCCAGAGCCUGAGCCUGCGCCAGAGGACGAGUCUUCGACACCCACCAUGGGUCCUUUGCAUCGAACCUUCGGUCCCUUGUCCAUUGCGAACAUGGGUCUACAGGUGUCAGGGGAACGACUCUCCAUCCAUCUAGAUGCCAGUCUUCAGAUCGGCCCGAUUGAGUUUGGCGUGCUUAACUUGCGCUUAGAAUUCACCUUCCGAGAGAAAUCAACUUUGGCUGAUUUCAGGAACAUCACUGUGACCCCGUAUCUCGACGGGCUCCAGGCGGAUUUUAAUCAACCGCCUCUGACCAUUGCUGGUCUCUUCGUCAAGAGAGAUGAGAUCUAUAGUGGGGGUGUCGAUGUUUCAAUGGAGCCUUACACGUUCAUGGCAGUUGGGACGUAUGGCCAGAUGGACGAAGAUGUGAGCGGCAUGGUAUGGCCGGCCAGCGAGCAACCGCCAAAGCCUGCAACGGGAACACCGGCACAAUUCAAGACAAUCUUUGUGUACGGCGAGCUCGAUGGCCCUAUUCUUGACUUGGGGUUCAUGGAAAUCGUUGGUGUCAAACUGGGGUUUGGUUACAAUUCCAGGUUACGGAAUCCCGAUCUCCCGCAGCUCUCGAUCUUCCCGUUUAUCCAGUCACAAAGCUUGAUACCAUCCACCAGUGCCAACAACAACCCCCUCGAAAUCCUAUCCGGUUUCUGUGCUCCAGUCCCCUUAACAGAUCCGACGCCAUGGGUGUCGCCAAAGAAUGACUCUCUCUGGUUUGCAUUAGGUUUGACGAUUGUUGCCUUUGAGAUGUUAACCGUGAGUGCUAUUGUAGUUGUGGAUCUACAACCCAGCGUUAGUCUCCACAUCUUCGCUGAUGCUAUCGCGGCCUUGCCUGGAGACGGAAGCGAUGCAAACGACUCGUUUGUCUAUGCCGAGAUACAGAUUGUUUCCUGUGUCACCUUUGAUCUUGGUUCAAUGAUGGCUGACGGGAAGCUUGCCCCAAAUUCAUUCCUUCUAGACCCAGCCUGUCAUCUGGGCGGUCAAUUUGGAAUGCGGUAUUGGUUCGGCAAAUCAUUCUAUGCCGGGGAUUGGGUUUAUACUGUUGGUGGGUAUCAUCCAGCCUACCAUGCCCCUCAACAUUACCCGUCGUGCGAGAGAAUAUCUAUAAGCUGGGAAUUGGAUUCUAACCUCAGCAUGACUGGGGCAGCCUAUUUUGCCAUCACGCCCAAGGCGGCAAUGGGUGGGGGCAGUCUUUCCGCGGUGUUCAUUCUUGGUCCUCUAUCCGCCCACUUCGACGCGUACGCCGAUUUCCUGAUCAACUUCAACAAAUUUUACUUCCAAGGUGAUAUCGGCGUCUCAGUUGGUAUCGAGUUCUCGAUGGACCUCUUCUUCUUUACGCUCCAUAUAAGCUGCGACAUCGGUGCUACACUCGAGAUCGAGGGCCCGCCCUUCGGUGGUAUUGCCCAUGUCGACUUCUGGGUCUUCGGCUUUGACAUUGCCUUUGGCCACUCGCCUGUUACUCCUCGCGCCCUUAUUUGGAAUGAAUUUUGGGAUUUACUGGUGCAAAAAAGCACUAACGCCAGCUUAGCCGCUCACGGGGCUAAGCUACCUGCUGAUGUCCCUGCCACUGCAGGCGCAAAUACCACUUUCAUUUUCAACGUUGUCUCUGGGUCCAUUCCGUCCAAGGCACAGAUGCACACACCAGCCCAAGGUGGACCGCCGGCAGCUCCAAGUGUCGAAUCAGAGCCUACGGCCCAAGUAAAGCCACAAUCGAAAUUGACAACUGGUCCGCUCAGUGCCGGGGCAGACUGGAUGGUUCGCGCCGGCACCUUUUCUUUUCGAGUAGAUAGCAAAGUUCCUUUUACCGAGUACUCUUGCAACGGUGCGACACCGGUCAAAUUCGACCCUGCCGACUGCACAUUCUUCAUCAAGCCGAUGCACAUUGAUGAAAGAAUCGACAGUUCUUCCCUGAAGGUGACUAUAACGUCCCCCGAUGUUCCUCAGGAUGAAAUUGGCGAGUUUGGAAUCUCAGUCGUCACCAAGUUGGCUCCAUCGUCAAUCUGGAGUUGCUAUGAUCAACAUGCGGACCCUUCCAUCCCCAAUGGCGAUUACUCGGAAUUGCUCAAACCAGACAACCCCACAAUUUCUCUUCCAAUGUCUCUUCAAUUCCACGUUCCGAAGCCCACCUUAAUGGGGAUGAUUCCAGAAUUCAACGCCAUGGAAGCAAUUUCCAAAGAUGUCAAUACAGAUGGCGUGCCGGACCCGAGCAUUCCCUCCUCCGGUAUCCUAGCGCAGACCAGCUGUUUGCCGACUUAUCGUUGCUCCGUUGAUGGCUCUGACUCCAUUUCAGCAUGGAAGAACGCCGAGAAUUUAUGGCGUAGCAGCAUCUCGCGGAGGGCAGCGGCGAUUGACGGUUGGAUCGGCUUCUUUGGUUGGGAGAAGGAGGAAUUGAACCGGGAUGUGCCCGUAGCUUUGAUUGCUGAGUUUGAGCAGGUGUUUUUGGCCGGACCAUUUCCAUCUGUAAAGCAGCGUUCUCAACAGUCAGUACUACGGGCCGUAUCUAUUACGGGUUACGACUUAGCUCAGCAGUUAAGAGCUGAUGUUAGGCCCUGCUGUAGGUAAUACAGUCCGUAGGUGUAGGAAAGCUCCCGUAGAUGCCGUAACUGCUGAUUAGCUAG